Saimiri boliviensis boliviensis (Bolivian squirrel monkey) is the source of this 337-nucleotide messenger RNA. NCBI's taxonomy places the organism in Eukaryota, Metazoa, Chordata, Mammalia, Primates, Cebidae. The record is from RefSeq and is a predicted model, not a curated record.
AUGCCCCAGAGGGCUCGGGUAAAAAUAGCUGAAUAUUUAGCUUCGAUAUUCGGGACUGAGAAGGACAAGGUUAAUUGCUCUUUUUACCUUAAGAUCGGGGCCUGCCGGCACGGGGACCGAUGCUCCCGGCUUCACAACAAGCCGACUUUCAGCCAGGAGGUGUUCACGGAACUGCAGGAGAAGUAUGGGGAGAUCGAAGAGAUGAAUGUGUACGACAACCUUAGGAACCACCUCGUGGGCAACAUCUAUGUCAAGGUGCUUGCUGUCCCCGGCUUAGGGCCCAGAGGUGGAGGGAUUUCAAUGCCUGAUGGUCGCCACUGAAGCCUCUCAGCUUGAA